CCGGGGCGCGCGGCCGCGGCCCACCCGGCCGGUUGAGCCCCCGGGCUUCGGCGCGCUCGGCGGCGGGAGUUCUCGUGGGAGCCAUGAAGCUGAAUGAGAGGAGCGUGGCCCACUACGCUCUGAGCGACACUCCUGCCGACCAAACGGGAUUCCUGCGCACCUGGGGGGGCCCAGGGGCGCCCCCCACCCCCAGUGGCACGGGCCGAAGAUGCUGGUUUGUCCUCAAGGGCAACCUGUUGUUCUCCUUCGAGAGCCGGGAGGGCCGGGCACCGCUGAGCCUGGUGGUGCUGGAGGGCUGCACCGUGGAGCUGGCCGAGGCGCCUGUGCCGGAGGAGUUUGCCUUUGCCAUCCGCUUCAAUGCCCCGGGAGUGCGGCCACACGUGCUGGCGGCAGAUGGGCCGGCGGCCCAGGAGGCCUGGGUGAAGGCGCUGUCCCGGGCCAGCUUUGGCUACAUGCGCCUGGUGGUGCGUGAGCUGGAGAGCCAGCUGCAGGCUGCCCGCCAGAGCCUGGCCCUGCAUCGCUGCCCAUCCCAGAGAGCUGCGGCCAGCCGUGGCAAGCCCCAGGCCCCCGACCACGGGUCUCCAGGCCUACAGAAUGGCCACGUCCUCUCCAGGGACUGCAGCCCCAGGGGCUCCGUGGAAGAAGGGGGCAGCAGGCCGGGAGGGUGGGGCUUGGCUGAGUGGGAGCCGCAGGGCUGCUCUGCCAGCCUCCUCCUGGGCAGAGGGCAGAGCCCUGUCUCCCCUGAGACCUCCUGCUUCUCGACCCUGCAUGACUGGUAUGGCCAGGAGAUCACAGAGCUGCGGCGGGGGUGGCAGCGGCUGGCCCGCAGGAGCCGACCGGACCACGAGGAGCAAGACAGGCCCUGAGUCGGGGCCCUGGGAGCUCAGCCCUGGGCCUGCGGGUCAGGACGCCGGGCCUGCGCUUCUUCAGGAGUUCAAUGUUUGCUCAUUCCCAAUCUUGCUCCGGGGGACACUCCUCUUUCUCCCACCUUCGAGGCCUUCUGCCCGUUCCACCUGCUGCCUUGGGCCUGGAGAGGACCCAAGAAUCGUUGACUUCUGCCUCUGUCUCCUGAGACCCAGGGAGAGAGCUGAGAGGCGGCUGCUGAUGAAACGAGGGACGUGAGGAAUGUUCCACGGCCACAGGCUGCCCUGCCUUUGACUGACACGCCACAAUCUGGAGCCACAAGUCCUGCCACGCCGGGGCUGGUGUGCACUGCCCUACCAGAGGCGGGCUGCCAUACUGGCUCGAGGGCUUGGCAUUGUCAAGGAAACGGAUUUCUUGUGUCUUAGGGGUUUCUGGGGUCCAGCUCUUCCUGAGAGGAGUGGGAAGACUGGACACGGAACCCAGGACAGUUCUGGGUUCUGCUCAGGCAGUGUGUGUGGGCGGGGGGCAGCCUCUGGGUGGCGGCCCUGUGGACGGUGCCUCGGGGUGGGCUGCCUGCACUCUGUCCUUAGCAGCCAGCUUUCCGAGCCGCCAAGGGGGAAGUUAAAGCAGAGGUGGAGACAGCGUGGCUCCCUGGGGAGCCCCGGUUUCUUACUUCACUUCUUGGUGCCGGGCACUCUAGGAGCUUGGAUGCGGGAUUCUCAGCACCCGGUGAUAAAUUCUUCUGUCUGGCUGGGCUCCCACAGAGGUGCGCUUGCUCUCUAAGCUGCUCCUGACACCACCUGGAAAGUCUCCGAGUCCUGCCUGUCGCCCAGGGUGGACCUGCCACCCCCGGCAGCCUGGAGCCAAGACUUUUCUGUUGCUGGGCCGAGGAGUGUGCAGGCCGGCAGCGGCUGGCGGGGCGAUGCAGAGCCUUGUCGGCUGACCCAGCCCUGAACGGGAGCCCCGCAGCCCCGUUACACUUAGCUGAUCCAGGUCUUGGCUACCUUUCUUAUUGUUACCGUGGCUUUUAUAAGAUGCCAACGCUAUGCAGUGUUAUUAUUAUCAUUAUUUUCGGUUAUUGCAGUCACUGCUUUUACAGAUGACGAGGGAAGUGACCCAGGUCCGGGGCCGGGUUUCAUGGGGCGCAGCCUCCACCAGGCUUGUUCCCAGCCCUGUACUGCAGCCCCACUGCCCACUGCACCUGUUCUAUACUCGAUACCACAGGCCUUUGCUGUUUCUGUACUGUUACAGUGUUUUUAUACGAUCAAAACAUUUCAGUAAAGUUUUCUCCAU
Messenger RNA from Lepus europaeus (European hare), 2157 nucleotides. RefSeq names its product PH domain containing endocytic trafficking adaptor 2 (gene PHETA2). Gene Ontology annotation, biological process: retrograde transport, endosome to Golgi; endosome organization; receptor recycling. Gene Ontology annotation, cellular component: recycling endosome; early endosome; trans-Golgi network. The record is from RefSeq and is a predicted model, not a curated record. Lineage: Eukaryota; Metazoa; Chordata; Mammalia; Lagomorpha; Leporidae. The transcript is spliced from 2 exons. Bases 84 to 866 code for a protein of 260 amino acids.